AUGAGUAUAAAAAAUAAAAUUGACAUGAGCCUUGAUGAGCUCAUAGAAAAGGAAAACAUAAAAGUCACCCAGAAAGGGCCAAAUGAAAAAAAGACUGUUAACAAGUCGAUUGAAAAAAACACAGGGCAAAAGUUCCUGCACAGUAUAAUCAUCUCAAAUGUGAAUAGUAACAAUUUGGAGUUGUACAAAAAGGAAUUUAGCAAAUUUGGAAAAAUUUAUAACAUCUACCAUGACAGUGAGAAGAAGAUAACAUACGUAAAAUAUGAUAAUAAGAAUUCCUGCGACAAUGCCAUAAAGUCCAUGAACGGGAACCCCCUGGAUGGGGACACCAUAACGAUAGUAUUGGGAAAGAAAAUACCGGACAAGAAGAACAAUAAGGGUGCCAACCAGAACAAUAAUGUUAAUAAUAAUAACCACAACCCGAAGCACAAUAAAAUUAUCCCUCAUUUUAAAAUGCCCAUGUACAACCCCAACGGUCCCUACCCCUACUAUAUGAAUAAUAAUCACGGAAACUACCACCCGCCCCCCUAUGGCCAAGUGCCCUACCAGAGCCCCUACCAGGGUAACAUGUUCGACAAGGGCAUGCCCCCCUUUGGCAGCGGGGCGAAGCACGUUUACGAUAACCAAAAGAAUAACACCAUCAUAGUGACCAACGUCCCCACGUACCUGAACGCUGAAGACAUUUUUUCCGCCUUCCAGGAGACGGGCAAAAUCGUCGACGUGCAGAUCCUCAUGAAUGAAAAGAGAAAGCUAACAGGGAUUGUUAGCAUCGAGUACGAAAAAAACGAGUCAGCAUCGGAUGCAGUGCGCAUGUACGAUGGUGGUUUUUUAAACGACAACAGGAUUAGGGUUUUCCUGGACUGUCGCUAA
Messenger RNA from Plasmodium fragile, 870 nucleotides. RefSeq lists its product as uncharacterized. The record is from RefSeq and is a predicted model, not a curated record. Gene Ontology annotation, molecular function: mRNA binding. The coding region runs from base 1 to 870 and encodes 289 amino acids. The transcript is spliced from 6 exons. NCBI's taxonomy places the organism in Eukaryota, Apicomplexa, Aconoidasida, Haemosporida, Plasmodiidae. Gene Ontology annotation, cellular component: cytoplasm; nucleus.